CCCCCCGAACCCCUCAUGUCACGUUAGAUCAGCACUUCAACACCACCGGCAUUUCAGGGUGCGUCCCAGCGAAUACGAUGGAUCGAAUCAGAGACCUCUUCCGACAGAAGGACGUCCGCGAGGAGUACAGUCCCAUCGUCGAGGAUGACAACCCGAUGGAGGGCACAGCCUUGCUGGAAGACGACGGCGAAGGCGUGCCCUUCUCGUGGUUCGAGUACAGCAUCUUUGCGCUGUUGGGCAUGGCGAUGCUCUGGGCCUGGAACAUGUUCCUUGCCGCGGCACCGUACUUCCAGCUGCGCUUUCAAUCCGAUGUCUGGAUCACGCAGAACUUCCAGUCGGCUAUCCUGACUGUCUCGACGAUCACAAACCUCGGCGCCAUGCUGGUCCUGACGAACAUGCAGGCGGCUGCCUCGUACCCGUUCCGCAUCAACCUCGCGCUGACGAUCAACGUCGUCAUCUUCAUGCUCCUCACGGCGUCAACGUCUAUCUUCCUCGACGCGUCCCCGGCCUUGUACCUCACCUUUCUCCUGACCAUGGUCGCCGCCACGGCCCUCGCUGCUAGGCCUCAUCCAGAACGGCGCCUUCGCCUUCGCCGCCUCCUUCACAUCUCCACCGUCGGCGGCCAUCCCCGCAAGACCGUCUCCCCGCUGACGCUCCUCGGCAAGCUGCACUGGCUUUCGGCCGCCGUGGCCCUCUGCUUCGCCGUCUCCAUGUUCUUCCCCGUCUUUACGGGCAAGAUCCUCUCCGUGCGCACCACCGAUGACGGCGCCGCCGGCUCCGGCUCCGGCUCCCUCUUCCGCCCCGCCGCCUUCAUCCCCCUCGCCUUCUUCGUGUGGAACGCCGGCGACCUCGCCGGCCGCAUGGCCACCGCCCUGCCCUUCAGCCUGCGGAGCCGUCCGCCGCUGCUGCUGGCCCUCGCCGUCGCGCGCCUCGUCUGGCUGCCGCUCUACCUGCUCUGCAACGUCAACGGCCGCGGUGCCGUCGUCGCGAGCGACCUCUUCUACCUCGUCGUCGUGCAAUUCCCCUUUGGCCUCACCAACGGCUGGCUCGGCGCGAGCUGCAUGAUGGCCGGCAGCGAGUGGGUCGACGAGGGGGAGAGGGAGGUCGCCGGCGGCUUCAUGGGGCUGUGCCUUGUGACGGGGCUGACGGUGGGCAGCAUCUUGAGCUUUACGGUCGCGGGGAUUUAG
Messenger RNA from Verticillium alfalfae VaMs.102, 1187 nucleotides. Its product is annotated as nucleoside transporter family. Lineage: Eukaryota; Fungi; Ascomycota; Sordariomycetes; Glomerellales; Plectosphaerellaceae. Gene Ontology annotation, cellular component: fungal-type vacuole membrane; plasma membrane. Bases 78 to 1187 code for a protein of 369 amino acids. Gene Ontology annotation, molecular function: nucleobase transmembrane transporter activity; nicotinamide riboside transmembrane transporter activity. The transcript has 3 exons. The record is from RefSeq and is a predicted model, not a curated record. Gene Ontology annotation, biological process: nucleoside transmembrane transport.